GAGUUGCAGUCAAAGCGGUAGCGUCGUAGUAAAUUUAUCCAAUUGCUCUCUACUUUUCUGCUGGUGCUCCUUUUCCUUAAAGAGCUCUUAACAAUGUCGUGGUAUUACACACCUGUACCGACUGUGGAGCCGGUGGAAGAUUUCGAUCCAUCCGCGGAUGCAAAUGCUCUCCGCAAAGCGAUGAAGGGCUUCGGCACCGACGAAAAAGCAAUUAUCGAUAUUCUGUGUGCGCGAUCUAAUGAACAACGCCAGGUGAUCGCCGCUACGUUCAAGCGCGAACUGGGACGGGAGUUGAUCGACGAUCUGAAGUCGGAGUUGGGCGGAAAGUUUGAAGAUGUCAUCCUCGCGUUGAUGCUUCCUCCGCCGGCUUAUCUCUCCAAGCAGCUGCACAAGGCGAUGGACGGUAUCGGUACGGACGAGAAGGCUAUCAUUGAAAUCCUUGCUCCACAAACCAAUGACGAGGUCAAGGAAAUUGUCGCUUGUUAUGAGGAGAUGUACGGUCGGCCGCUGGCCGAACAUUUGUGCAGUGAAACGUCCGGAAGCUUCCGGCGCCUACUGACGAUGAUCGUCGUAGGAGCUCGUGACCCACAAGGCACGGUCGAUCCGGAUCUGGCCGUCGAGCAGGCGAAACAGCUGUACGACGCCGGCGAAGGUAAACUCGGUACCGACGAGGCUGUGUUUUAUAAGAUCCUCGCCCAUGCCUCCUACGAUCAGCUGGAGAUCGUGUUCGAUGAGUAUAAAAGUCUGUCGGGACGCACUAUCGAGCAAGCACUGAAGGCAGAACUCAGUGGCGAACUGUACGAUGCGCUAAGUGCCAUCGUCGAGUGUGUCCAGAUGGCACCGCACUUUUUCGCCAAACGGCUGCACAAGGCAAUGGACGGCCUUGGCACCGACGAUGCGACACUGAUCCGGAUCAUCGUGUCGCGCUCGGAGAUUGAUUUGCAGAACAUUAAGGAUGAGUUUGAGCAGAUGUACGACAAAACCCUCACCAGUGCCGUAAAGAGCGAAACAUCCGGCGACUACAAACGUGCACUUUGCGCUUUGAUUGGAGAGGCAUAAACGGAUAUGGCAGGCCAACGAAAUGACGGAAGAGAACAAGUGUGCAUUUUACAGCGUAUUACUACAUGAUAAGCUCAUGCCAAGCAUGCUUUUGAAUCUCUGGUAUUGUGUUUCUGACUCUUAUAACUUUUUCAAUGGAGCAAAUUAAAGCAUAUUUUACAUCAAG
Messenger RNA from Anopheles coustani, 1225 nucleotides. RefSeq names its product annexin B10-like. The transcript has 4 exons. Gene Ontology annotation, cellular component: cytoplasm. The record is from RefSeq and is a predicted model, not a curated record. Gene Ontology annotation, molecular function: calcium ion binding; calcium-dependent phospholipid binding. The coding region runs from base 94 to 1059 and encodes 321 amino acids. Lineage: Eukaryota; Metazoa; Arthropoda; Insecta; Diptera; Culicidae.